AUAUAAUUUCCUUUAUUCAUGAGAUAAAAACCUUGAGCAAAGGUCAAAAAUCGAUGAAUACAAUCACAAAGUUACAAAAUAAACAGCAAAGGUCAGCUCACGUCUCUCCACGGACCAUUCUUCUGGUGUUAUUCAACCUCUCACUUUCUCUCUCAUGGCCGCCAAGAAGAACAGUGAAGCAAUCUACCUCUUACCUAUUUAGUUACAUACUAAUAACAGAUCUUCUUCAACACAAACCACAUCCAGCUCCCCCCCUCUUGUUCUCCUUCUUGAUUAGCGUGCUUGACUCAGUUUGAAUCCAUUUUCUCGUUCAAAGAAAAGUGGCUAUUUUUUCUAUUCACCAAUUCUUGUUUCGAGAAGAUCCCUUUUUCUUGAAUUGAAAAUUCUCUGCAAUUUCGUCGUUUUCUUUUAUUUUAUACAAAAGGGCUUCAGAGAAAGUAAAUAGGUUUUGUUGUAAAGAUUGCUUUUCCCCCCCUUCUUUAGUCUGCAAAUUACAGGAAUUGAAAUGGGGAGUAAGUGGAGGAAAGUGAAAAUGGCUUUUGGAUUGAAUUUGUGUGUGUACGGCCCUAAAAAUCUUGUUGCCGACAAUGAUGACGAUGAGGACUCUCGGCCGCCAUCAGAGCGGCGGUCUGACGCGGCUCUGCUGUCGCCACCAGGGGACUGGACGUCUGCUCCGCCUACGCCGGGCUCCAUUAAGCUGAGGUUUUCCAAAAGCUUGAGUAGAUCUUCUUCUAAGAAAACCUGCUCGAUAUGCUUGGCAUCUAUGAAACGAGGGGACGGUCAAGCUAUAUUCACCGCCGAGUGCUCACACUCAUUUCACUUCCACUGUAUCGCCUCGAACGUGAAGCAUGGUAACCAAAUCUGCCCCAUCUGCCGAGCAAAAUGGAUCGAAAUUCCAUUUCAGGGACCCACACUCGACCUCCAACCCAGAAAAUCCAGGAUAAAUCCACUCGACUCGGCUCAAAAUGACCUAAAUACCCUCGUCCGCCGGCUGCCUCCUCCCGCCCGUCCGAAUUCCAGCCGAAAUGCAGUUCCGCCGCUGUUUCAGCCCCCCGAGCCCACAGUCUUCAACGACGACGAGCCUCUCGACCAAUUAACUGACCCAUAUAAAAACCCCACUGAUUCUGACGACCAAAGAAAAGUCGAUAUAAAAACAUACACAGAACUCUCAUCCGUUCCGAAAUCCAUCUCGGUCGAUAGCUUCACCGUCCUAAUCCACCUGAAAGCAUCGAGGAUCAGCCGAACCCCACGAGUGCCCGUCGACCUCGUCACAGUCCUCGACAUAAGUGGAAGCAUGUCUGGCACAAAGCUAGCACUUUUGAAACGGGCCAUGGGCUUCUUGAUCCAAAACCUCGGCCCGAACGACAGGCUGGCGGUUGUUGCCUUCUCCUCCACCGCCCGCCGUCUCUUUCCCCUUCGCCGGAUGUCCGAGUCCGGCCGACAGCUGUCCCUCCACGCCGUGAACUCGCUCGUCGCCGGCGGUGGGACCAACAUAGCCGAGGGCCUGAGGAAAGGCGCUAAAGUGAUGGAGGAUCGAAGAGAAACGAACCCCGUCUCCAGCAUAAUCCUCCUGUCUGACGGUCAGGACACGUACACAGUCAACGGCCCGAACAAGCCCGACUACAACCUUCUUCUCCCGUCUUCCAUUCUCCCAGUCCACGCGUUCGGGUUUGGCGCGGAUCACGACGCCUCGUCCAUGCACUCGAUUUCCGAGAUGUCGGGAGGGACUUUUUCGUUCAUCGAGACCGAAAGCAUAAUACAAGACGCGUUCGCGCAGUGCAUCGGUGGGCUUCUGAGUGUGGUCGUAAAAGAUUUACGCGUCUCGGUUGAGUGCGUCGAUUCGAAUAUCCGUCUCGGGACGAUAAAAUCCGGGAGCUAUUCGAACCGCAUGGAAUCUAAUCGACGUUCGGGAUUGAUCGAUGUGGGAGACCUUUACGCGGACGAGGAACGCGAUUUUCUCGUCUAUUUGAAUCUUCCCGCCGGCGAAAAUUCCGGCGAGUUGAUGAACGUGACGUGCGUUUACAACGAGCCCUUGACGAACGAGUCGGUGACUUUAGGAAUCGAACGCGUUCGAGUCGAGCGGAGCUCGGCAGCUCCCGAGCAGGAGGAGGUCUCGAUCGAGGUCGACAGGCAGAAGAACAGAGUGCAGGCGACAGAGGCUAUGGCUCGGGCUCGUGUGGCGGCCGAGAGCGGUGACCUGGCGGGUGCCACGUCAGUGCUCGAGAGCAUUCGGGCUAUGCUGUUGGAGAGUGCUUCGGGUAAGUCGCGGGACCCGCUUUGCCUGGCGCUGAUUGCGGAAUUGAAGGAGAUGCAAGAGAAGGUGGCGAGUCGACAAGUGUACGAGGCUUCCGGGAGAGCUUACAUUUUGUCGGGACUGAGUUCGCAUUCGUGGCAGAGGGCAACGACGAGGGGGGACUCGGUGGAAGUGUCGUCGGGCGUUUUGGGUGCUUAUCAGACGCCAUUGAUGGCGGAGAUGGUGACUCGUUCGCAGGCGAGUCUGUCGGUUCAGAGGCUUCUGAGGCCCGUUUGGUCGUUUGCGAGACGAAGCUGAGGUGAAUAUGGUUAACUUUUUUUUUUUUUUUUGAAGGAAUAUAUAUAGUGUGUUUUGGGGAAGGAAUUGGGAAGGAUUUAGUUUGUAGGGGUUAAGAUAGCAACUCUUUUGUUUGUAUGUUAGUUGUGUGAUGGUUAUUGGUGGGGGUGAUGUAGAUAAGGCUAAGGGGGUAUAUGGUGUUUGAGGUAUAAUGUGAGUGAUGCGUAUAACAGUUUGUAAUUGUUGGGAUGAUACUGCUGUUUAGUGAACUGAACUAUGUCUACCUUUUGAUGUGUAAGAAUUGUAUUGUGAUUUUGUUGG
Striga asiatica is the source of this 2851-nucleotide messenger RNA. NCBI's taxonomy places the organism in Eukaryota, Viridiplantae, Streptophyta, Magnoliopsida, Lamiales, Orobanchaceae. The record is from the annotation of a GenBank genome assembly.